Messenger RNA from Pyricularia oryzae 70-15, 2053 nucleotides. RefSeq lists its product as uncharacterized. The transcript has a single exon. NCBI's taxonomy places the organism in Eukaryota, Fungi, Ascomycota, Sordariomycetes, Magnaporthales, Pyriculariaceae. The record is from RefSeq and is a predicted model, not a curated record. The coding region runs from base 661 to 1524 and encodes 287 amino acids.
GUCAACGGGCAAGGCUACCCGGGACAAUACGCCGAGUUCUAUGACGGCGGCAUCUUUCUUAGCCGUCCUUCACAUGCGCUAAGUCAGGGAUCCAAGAGCGUUCAUUCGCGGGCGACUCCGUUUGCAGGGCAGACACGUUCUUGCUCAACCAGACCGGGGGUCUCCGAACAUGUUAUCGGAGGCUAAUGCCCGUCCGCUUCUGACAAAGUUCGAUCAACGGCCUCGAAAACCGCUGCCCUAGCGGGUGGCUUAGCAUUCUCGGAUCCUUUCUCGGACUCCAGAAGUAAAUCAACGCUUAGAAUAGUCAAGAUGCUUGUUGUGGAUCCCCAAACCUAAACCGAUUAACAUUUUCUCACAUAAACAGUUGUCAAGCUUUACCAUAUAGAAACUGAUGUUUGACAGAUGCCAAGACUAACCAAAAUUAGGGGCACAAAUUACUUCAUAAGGAGCGAGAGAUCCGUCAUAAUUCUACAGUCAAACUAAGGGCUCACUUGUCCUAUAAAUUGGGUUACACGUACGCAAUACGGCACUUUCCAUCUCGAAUGCCCGUUCACAAACAUACUGCCAGCUAUUCGAUGAUUGUGAAAAAUACAUUUCCAUCAGGCGCAGCAAACAAUCAUUCCCUCUCAGUCGUUAAGCUUUGGCCCUAACACACAAGCCAUGAUACGAGGCAAGCAACACCGGCGUCGCUCAGCCACACCUUAUCCUGGCCGCAGUCGGAGCCAAAAUGGAGCACGCGGCGCGACGAAUGCGAUGCAACUGAUAAGGCACCUGAUGGAACAUGCACCGGAACGCCUCGCAAAGGAACGCGGUUCUAGCCGCUACUUUGGGAGAGAAGAAGCGGAAUGCAGAGGACGAACUCGUCGUGUGAAUCAUGGCCAAAACUCAUCGGGUCGACAUGACGGAAACGGUUCCAAUCUGCCUCUCGUCCAAGAUAACGCAGAAGUCAUCGAUCGCGUUCUUUCCAGACUGGCGCGGCUUACCCGCGUCGGCUGCGAGACGCGAGGCCGGGCAAAAUCACCACUACGGCGGCGUUGCCAUGAUGAUCCUCGCCAACGCAAUCAUGGAGCUGCCAAGAACCGCCGGUACCGCAGCCCUACUCCCAGCCCGGCCUCGAGCAGUAUGAUGAGCUCAAUUCCCGGCGCAUGCAUUGACUGCAAGGCGAUUUCUUAUUCGCCGAAUGCUCUCCAACCGCAACGGAGACGAAGGCAGCCGGAAAAUGAAAGUCCAAGGCUCAAGCAGGGUGCAGAUGACUAUCAGAUGUACAGGGAACUGCAAAGAGCCUUUGGGCAGUUAAACAUUGAGAUAGAGCAAGCUCAAACAACCAUGAAGCCGGAUGACGUGAGCAGACUUCAGCUGAGGGUCGACGCUAUGAUGGAACUGCUUACGAGCAGAGGGACUGCAGAGGAUCGGCAAACUAUACGAUGGAUGCCCGGUCGGUCGGCUGAGAGUGGAUCAGGAGCAUCUGGAGAAGACCAGCAAUACAGAGCUACGUCGAUUCAAUGGGCAGACCGCACCAUUUGACUGGGUCCACCUAAACCGCCGAUAGCAGAACCAGGUUUGAUCACGAAAUAGAGGUCGAAGCCCCAGGAACUAAUAUGGUUUCUAGAAAGAUAUCAGAUACAUAUUUUCACCCUUGAACUACCCUCAAGUUAAAUACCUACACAUCUCUCUCUCCCUGGUGACCCGACCACAGAAAUUAACAACGAAUUACAUCUGUAAGAGUACCUCCAUGCGUUCUCGUCGACCAGGUAUGACAAGCCCUCCCAUCUGCGAAUACCUUUUGUACAUAAUCAGUGUAAGGAUGUUACAGAAACCUCGUGUCACAAUAUUGCAUCUUGAAAAUCGCACAAUCACUGUUUAAGGUGCAAGACACUACAUGUCUUUCCUCCCGUCAUCCAAAUCGAAUUCAUUGUGCCAUCGUAUUAUUCAGGAGGGCCGUAGCGUCGGCAAGGGGGUCUUCUUUGGAUCGGCAGCAGCAUCAGAGAGUUCCGGUUCCGGGUCCGGAGCCGACUCGACAACCGAGGGUGCUUUUUCAGCUGCGUCGGACGGG